Molecule: messenger RNA, 3374 nt
Organism: Scaptodrosophila lebanonensis
Lineage: Eukaryota; Metazoa; Arthropoda; Insecta; Diptera; Drosophilidae
Gene: Shal
Product: potassium voltage-gated channel protein Shal
Exons: 6
Coding region: 609-2324 (571 amino acids)
Biological process (GO): protein homooligomerization; potassium ion transmembrane transport
Cellular component (GO): voltage-gated potassium channel complex; membrane
Molecular function (GO): protein binding; A-type (transient outward) potassium channel activity
Source: RefSeq, a predicted model, not a curated record
AGCGGAAAGAUUCCAAAUUGGAAAAAAGCUUAGAGUAGUGUGUAAUGAAAAAGGCAUAAUCAAAAUGCGCGACGUCUAUGAAUAACGCAAAGAAAAUACCAAAGCCAAAUGGAAAUGUUUAAAUUACUAGGCAGUAGCGCCGAAUACCGAGUGUAAAGAUUCAAUGCAAACCACAUAAAUUUCAUAUCCCAGCGUGAACAUAAAAGCAAAAAUGACAGCAAUAAGUUUAAGCAAUAAAAAGCUAUGAUAUUACCAAUAAGCAGCGUAAAAUGGCAACGAGACAAUUAUAAAACCAAAUUUAACAACACGCUGUGAAAUGGUGUUUUAAACUAAAUAAUAAGUAUAAGUCUACAAAAGAGCUCCCAGCUAUUCCAAAUGCCAACUACAUCGUAGCAGUCGAACACCGAGUCCAGAGAUAUCAGAGGCAUCAGCUUUAACUAGAAUUACAGAUCGCAAAGCAACGCAACCCAAGUGCUUAGCAUAACGCAUCGGAUAAGUUAACGGCAACGGCAACGGCAAAGGCAAAGGCAAGGGCGCCUUCUUCCCGCGCAGCCACCGCAAAUACCUCACACAAACAUCGCCGACACUGAAACAUUCCACCACACAGUAUGGCCUCGGUCGCCGCUUGGCUGCCAUUCGCACGGGCGGCGGCCAUCGGUUGGGUGCCGAUAGCCACUCAUCCACUGCCACCGCCACCCAUGCCCAAGGAUCGGCGCAAAACGGACGACGAGAAGCUGCUAAUCAAUGUCUCAGGCCGUCGCUUUGAGACAUGGCGCAAUACACUGGAAAAGUAUCCAGACACAUUACUCGGGUCGAACGAACGUGAGUUCUUCUACGACGAGGACUGUAAAGAGUAUUUUUUUGAUCGGGACCCGGACAUAUUCCGCCACAUAUUAAACUACUAUCGCACUGGUAAGCUUCACUAUCCCAAACACGAAUGCCUCACCAGCUACGACGAGGAACUGGCAUUUUUUGGCAUUAUGCCCGAUGUGAUUGGCGACUGUUGUUAUGAGGACUAUCGCGAUCGCAAGCGCGAAAAUGCCGAGCGUCUGAUGGACGACAAACUCUCAGAGAACGGCGAUCAGAACUUACAGCAGCUGACCAACAUACGCCAGAAGAUGUGGCGUGCCUUCGAAAACCCCCACACAUCGACCAGUGCCCUGGUCUUCUAUUAUGUGACGGGUUUCUUUAUUGCUGUCUCAGUCAUGGCUAAUGUGGUGGAGACGGUUCCGUGCGGCCAUCGACCAGGACGUGCUGGAACCCUGCCCUGCGGAGAGCGUUACAAAAUCGUCUUCUUCUGCUUGGACACGGCCUGCGUUAUGAUCUUCACGGCCGAAUAUUUACUGCGCCUUUUUGCGGCGCCCGAUCGCUGCAAGUUCGUGCGAAGCGUCAUGAGCAUCAUUGACGUGGUGGCCAUUAUGCCGUACUACAUCGGACUGGGCAUCACGGACAAUGACGACGUGAGCGGCGCGUUUGUGACAUUGCGCGUGUUUCGUGUGUUCCGCAUUUUUAAGUUUUCGCGGCACUCGCAGGGUCUGCGCAUCCUGGGCUACACACUUAAAUCGUGCGCCAGCGAACUGGGCUUUCUCGUCUUCUCGCUGGCUAUGGCAAUCAUUAUAUUCGCCACGGUCAUGUUCUAUGCAGAGAAGAACGUGAACGGCACAAAUUUCACAUCGAUUCCGGCUGCCUUCUGGUACACCAUUGUCACAAUGACGACGUUGGGUUAUGGUGACAUGGUGCCCGAGACAAUAGCUGGCAAGAUUGUGGGCGGCGUUUGCUCGCUCAGUGGUGUGCUGGUCAUAGCCUUACCUGUACCUGUUAUUGUAUCGAACUUUAGUCGAAUUUACCAUCAGAACCAGCGUGCGGACAAGCGUAAGGCGCAGCGCAAAGCUCGCCUGGCACGAAUUCGCAUUGCCAAGGCCUCGUCGGGCGCGGCCUUUGUCAACAAGAAGAAGGCCGCCGAGGCGCGCUGGGCCGCGCAGGAGUCGGGCAUUGAGCUGGACGACAAUUAUAGAGAUGAGGACAUAUUUGAGCUGCAGCAUCAUCAUUUGUUGCGCUGUCUCGAAAAGACAACGGAUCGUGAGUUUGUCGAGUUGGAAAUACCAUAUAACGGGCAACCAAAGCGACCGGGCUCGCCCUCGCCCAUGGCGAGUCCUGCACACUCGACCAACAGCGCGGCGGGUCUGCUGCAGUCGUGUUGCGGACGCUGCUGUUCCCAACGUUAUCAGGCCUGCGGCAAAUACAUGCCUGCUGCAAGUAACGCUCAAAACAGCCAAAACAAUCAGCCAAUGGAUGGUACCUAUCUGGUAGAGGCCUCUUUCUGAGCCAGCGGCAGGCCAAGUUGGUCGCACAAUGAACAAAUGCUGAUGCUUAGGUUUAGUGGGAAUUGAGAAGUUUUCAAGCUUGUUGAUUUCAUUGAUUGUCGACAUCGCUCGUCUUGGCCAGGGAAGCCAAUUCUCAACAGUAAUCUAGAAAAUAAAAUCUGAUUUUCAAAAUUUCGAAAAUACUUAAUUAAAUACUUGCAAUUUAACACGAAAAGCUAACAGAAAAUAUUUAAGUGUGUAAAGUGUAAUUAUAGAAAGAGGUGGAAGCAAAUACGAAAAUAUGAAUGACAAGGAGGAGGAGGAUGAGAAGCAAGAAAAAACAAACAACAAUAAGCAACUUAUGAAAUUUGGCAAAAUAAUUUUAAAAUAUGAAAAUCAGCCAACAAGCAAAGAGAUAAUACUCGUACUUUUAAUUGCCAAGUGGCAGAAUCGGAUUUGAUUAGAAUGGUCCCGUAUUAAUAUGCAACACUAUUUACUUUAUAUAGGUGACAAGGUAACAACAAACACAACAACAACAACAACAGCAGAAGCAUUUUAGAGGAAUUUACUAUGUAUGUUUUUAAGCGAUAAGAAAUAAACCAAAUAUAAUUGAAUAGAGUGCAAGUACAUACACGUACAUAACCGUAUAAUGCAAAACACAUACAUACAUACAUAACAUACAUACAUAUGUACUCAAGCAGUUGCAUUGGGUCCAAAAACGAAAAACACAAGAACAAAAACCGAAUAAAUGCAAAAUACUUGUACAUGUACUUAAAGAGCAAAGCUAGCUUUAGCGGAUGUGUGUAGUGGAGAAUGAAGAGGUUAAAUUAUUAUAAAUAAAAUUUACCUAUUUUUUAAAUGAUCUGUAGUUUAGUAUGUAUGAAAGUUUAACAAAGUUUAACUAGCCACCAUGUUUUCAGCAGUUUUAAAAUAGGCAGGAUUGUCUGUUGCAGCAUCCUCUCUUCCCUUUAUCCAUUCAAUAGUGCGAAGGUUUCAGUUAACUUUUCGGUAAAUUAUGGAAAUUACACAAAGCACAAACUCAUAGAAAACAUCUUCCAAGAACUAAGUUUA